AUGCAGAGAAUGACAGAAGGGAGGAUUAUAUAUCAUAUAACAAUAAACGUGAACAGACGCCAGAGAGUAAUCAAUAUCAAGUUGUCCGACGUAGCUGUUUCCGAUUCGUGUCAAGCUCUCGGCCUUGAUCCGGCUCCGCUGCUCCGAGCGGCUUCGGUGAUAACCGGAACGGACGCCGGAGAAAGGAGGACCAACCAGGCACUUCCCGUGAACGGCCACCAUGUCACCGCUUUCCUCUUCAAGACGGUGAUGAUCGGAUCUGAUAAGCGAAGGAUCAAGGAACUGGUCAAGUGUCAACACGGUGUGGUUGCAUUUCAAUCGUAA
Neurospora crassa OR74A is the source of this 324-nucleotide messenger RNA. RefSeq lists its product as hypothetical. Bases 1 to 324 code for a protein of 107 amino acids. The record is from RefSeq and is a predicted model, not a curated record. Lineage: Eukaryota; Fungi; Ascomycota; Sordariomycetes; Sordariales; Sordariaceae. The transcript is spliced from 3 exons.